AUGUCCGAAAGCCCUGCCUCGUGGGUCCGGCACGAUGACACGUAUGUGCAUGAUGGUGUCUCAGCAAGGAGCGACUGGUCGAACGAUGUCGUCGGUGCUACGGAGGAAAACAACUACUACAACGCGCAAGACCAAACGACGUGGGAGAAUGGCGCUCAUUCCUAUGGCUAUGAUACAGGGGCGGCCUACAGUGCCCAGGAUGGGAACAGCACCUGGCUAGAGAGUCCUUCGGAUAUGGACUGGGAACAGCAAGUCGCUAAUAAUGUGGAGGCCACACCUGACGAGUGGCAGUGGGUCCAAAAUUCUUCUACCGAGGGGUACUUCUACAACUCUGUUACGGGAGAAGCACGCUGGGACGACCCGGCAGCUUUUGAAGAGGCCAAUAGCCAUGAGUUGGUCGAACGCGGAUACAACGAUGCCUUAGCGACGGAAGGGGUUCCCAUCGGGGAAACACUGACGGAAUACUACGGCCAAGGAAGGUACACCUUCACCGCAGAGGACGGUACAGUGUGGAGCUACGACGAGGCCCUCGGAGACUACGUUCAACAUCACGAUGACCAGGAAAGUUCGUGGGAACCACCUCCAGAAUGGCAGGAGAACCCGGUUGCUGAGGAUUACUAUUCCUCGACGUAUGAGAACGGCGUGCCCGACAACGACGGGGGUGUCGCGGAGUUGCAACAGCCGGGAAGGCCUGCUAUCACCGGCGACGAGAGCAACGAGGAGGGUGGAACUCUGCACUAUGCGCCGCCGCAGGAGACGGCACUUGAACCAGUCCCAACCGGCGGCGCCGGCUCCGCGAGUAUCGCACAACCUGAAGGAAGAAAAGGAUACGAUGAAAAUGACGGUGCCGCCUCCACCGGGAUACGAUCGGAGCGGAGCUCACAACCACAGGAAAAUGAUACCCAUGGCGACAUGGCCAGCGCUGGGCCUAGAAGCAGCGGGCCUAGAAGCAGCGGUGACAACAGUUCUCUCGACCAAACGUCUGCCGACGAGUUCAGCCAGUGGUCCCUUGCGAAGCUUCGGGGGGUUUCUAAGAUGCUCCCAGGGAAAUGGCCCGUGAGCGAUUUCUUGGUCGACCGCGCGACGGAGGACUACGACAUGAUGCUAACGCUGAACGCGUCUGAGAUCGAAGCCUUCAAGAACAAGGGCACAUCCCAAAUCAUCCGCUCGCUUGUCGGACCCGAGGAUGGGGAGGACGACGACCAAGAUGACUUGUCUCUAUCCAGCGACUCCUGUGAGACGGCAGACGACCCUUACCAAGAGGACCAGCUGUCCGCGUCGGUGACGGCCGGCCACGUUGAGUACCCAACUGCGCAAGGAUUCCUCGGAAAGUCCAGCGGAGGCAUUACGACCGCAGGGACAACAUCGGUGACGUCAUUCCCGGGGUCUUCUCCAGGUGACGCGGGCGAUGGGGUUGUGGCGAAUGGCGGGAAGAAGAAAGCCGCUGCUAGUGUCACGGGAAGCGAAAGCGUCGGCAAGAAUCGAGAGAUUUCCCCAACGAGGCGGCCCGUUGAAGGCAAAGGGCUCAGGCCCGGGCGGCGUGGGUCUUUGCUGGGGCUGGACCGCGCGAAAGUCGACAACGAGGGCAAGGGGCUCGGUGGCUGGAAGCCGGGUUUUGCCGAGGACGGCAGCUUGUACUUCAUCAACCAGGAGACAGGGGAAGUCAGGUGGACGUUUCCGGUGCGGGCGUGGGAGGUGAGGGUCAGACAGCUGGCCUUGCUCACUCCACGCGCUCCGUUGGAGGUAGGGAGGGGUGUCUGCCGCCUGCGAGAGACUUCAGAGAUGAAGAAGAAACGCCUAGCGCACCGAUGGAAGGUGGAACAGAUUCUGGCACAGGAGGCCCUUCGUCGAGAGGAAGAUCCUACCCCCGCCGAGGCGGCGCAGGAUGCCAUGGAGAGCAUUAUCACCGCGAUCGAGAGACGGGAGGAUAAAAAGCGGCGGCGUCGGGAGCACAACAUCCGCGCGUUGGAGCGGGCGCGGUGGCACCCUUCAACUUCGGGUUACCUGAUGCAGAGGCUCGCGGUUUCAGCAUCGACAACGGUUAUUGCCACUGCGCGAGCGAACGAACUGGAGGAAGGACCUGAAGGGAAGAUGAUACUCACGGACGCGGAUUUUCUGGACAUUAAUCUAACGCAGGGAAGGGGCCUCGCGACCGCGCUACACUUUAGCCUGCCCGCCAGGCUUCUACAGCCGCGCACGAAGUGGGCGGGGUUACUGGCCGCCCCGGACCUUCCGACCCCACCUUCUCUUCGAGCGCUGGCCGGAGUUCGGUCGCUGGGCGAUCUCAAGCGCGAACUGACAGCCCUCGGAACAGCCGCUCGCGCCGCCACGGCCACACCAGCGAAUCAGGAGCAGGCGAUGGCCACAGAAGGCGGUGGUACUAUUGGCGGGAAUGCCCUCUCGUCCAUGAAGGCUCGGGCAUGGAAAAGAAAGAUAAAGGCUACCGCAGCCGAACCAGCAGACACAGCCAGCAAGGAUGAGGAAGCUUUGGUUGAUGGAGACACGCCGGUGCCCGCAACAGCAGUGGCAGUGCGCACGCAAAAUGACGAAACUUCGACAGCACUAGGACGGCCAGACGGCGUCGCUCCCGCCGCCGCACCGCCACUCGCCGACUCCCCUCCCACGAGAAACGCCGAGCCUCCCGCUGAGCACGAUGGGGCGACCGCGGCCACCGGGAAGAGAUCAAGGGACGACCACAACAAACCCAGCAACGACGGCGGCGACAGCGGCAGCAGCAGCAGCAGCGCGAAGGGCUCUUUCGCCACAACGAAAUCACCGUCGGGAGUGACAACAGCUGUCAGACCGGCGAGUGUACCUAACGGCGGGGUCAAGGAUUCCAAGGGGCAAGCCGGGACGGGGAACGAAGAGGAGGAAUCUCGACAACAGUCCGAAAAGGGCCCGCCAAGCCCUCGCGUGCUGACGGCCGUUGCGCCCCUCGACGAGCAAGUGCGGGGAUUUGGGGCCAAGCUAGCGCUCAAGAUCGAGAUUGGAGAUCUUGACCCAAAGCGCGCGGGCGAUGCCGUGGCAGCGAUGGCGAAAAAGAGGUUGGUUGCGGCGGGGAAGGCCAUGGGCCUUCCAAACAAGGUCGCCACUACGACAAAGGUGCCUGAGAAGCCCGGCAGAGUGCUCACGCCGCAGCCGCCACCGCCAGACGUGUCUACCAUAACUAUUGAGUUAGCCUGCACGCCGCCUCCGUUCAACCUUUUGACCACGGUCAAAGUGGAGGACCCGGCCACCGGCAAGAAAUGCGACCGCGAGGAGUUGACCUCGGUGCUACGAGACGCCUGGGAGGGCAUGCUCGUGCGGGAUAUCGCCAUGGCGGGAGGAGUCGACCCUCGGCAGGUUAUAGUUGAGGAAGUCCGUCGCCGGCGGGUAAGCAAAGUUAACGCGUCGGCAGACGCAUCGCCCUUUCGGCCCGAGCGACGAGACGAGACUUUCCGCCGUUAUGCUGGAACAGAGCACGCGGUGGCGGGGAUGGCAACAACAACAACAAGCCCUGCCCCCGCUCGGGCUGAGGGACUUGUCGCGCCCUGUCCUACUUCAGGACAGCGGCAGGAGGAACAGCUUGGAAGCGGAACCGAACGGCUGCUGGCACCGGCGAGUGAUUCUCUCCCACAGGCGGGUCUACGUGCAACCAUGACCAGGCGCUUGCGUCCUCCUGUUGCGAAGAAACGAAGGCUGGGCAGGGGCUGGGCUGGCCGUGGCGGCAGCGGCGUUGGCGAUGACGGCAGAGAGCAAGCCAGCCUCCUCGAUGAUCUCAACGGGGAACUCUCGCGCGCUUCGCCGCAACUUGGCGAAGUAGAUCGGCGCGCGUUCACGGCUCCGAGCCUGGACUCCCCCUCCUUAGGGGUAGAUGAGGUGGUGGGGGCAUCGGGGACACCGCGAGAGCCGGUGGCGGGGUCGUCCGGGCCACAAAAGGUGCUGCUGCCGCGCAUUGCUAAUAGCAGCAACGGGUUUUCGUCGGACGGCGCGUGGAACUCCCCGAGGGAGGGGGCAGGGGACGCGGCGUUUCGCAGGAGAGGCACCGUUGUCAACGGCUCAGCCCCUUGGAAAGGGAUGAAUUUUGCAGAUAUGAACGUGGCGGAUGACCAUGCGGUUGGGAUCGGGGCCGGAAAUCGAGGCGAUUUCGGCAUCCUCGGUCGUAUCCAGCAAAGGGGCGGCCGUUUUGUCGGAAGCUUGGGGCACAUGCAGGAGGUGUUUGAGCCGGUUGACGAAGGACGAACGCAAGACCCUGAGUGA
Messenger RNA from Ectocarpus siliculosus, 4239 nucleotides. NCBI's taxonomy places the organism in Eukaryota, Phaeophyceae, Ectocarpales, Ectocarpaceae. The record is from the annotation of a GenBank genome assembly.